CCAAUAUGGCGGAUUCGUGUUGUGSUCAGAGUGACUUUUUGCUGCAAUUAUGACUUUUGUUUUGAGGUUUUUGACUUCCUUAAGUACAAUAUGACUUCUCUGAAGUCUUGUGAUCCYGCACUUCGACGAUAUCUUUUGAUACAUCGUCUUCCUGAUGUUUUUGAGGCUAUUUUAACAGCWUUAGCCAUCAACUGUCCCAAAGACCCUMAAGAAUUUAUCCUUGAGAAACUCAACUUACUUUUGUCAGAUGAAGACCUGUUUGAAGACCUUAGAUGGGAUACAUUUAUUGAUAAAAAGCUUGCACCAAAGACCAUCAGAAUUAGACCUAAGGAAUUUGAUUUCCUGUGGUCGUAUGAAGAUGAAAAUUCCCAGCUUGUGCGGUGGAUUGCAUUUGUUGUUAAACGGAAAGAGAGGCAAGAAGCAAUAAGUUCAAGGAUUCGGCGUGUCAUCACUAUUUCCUUACUGCGCUUGGUGUUUAACGCAUGGCGUAAUGUUACCGCUGAUGCAAGAAGAACAAAGGAGUAUUUUGAGAGGAUAGAAAAAGGUGAAAUCAUAGAUGCAGGUCAAGAUGGAUUUAUCUGUACUGGACCUGAAGGAUCAGAUGCAAAUUCUAGCAACCUUUUAUGGGGUAGAAAUGCCAAACCACCUUCUCUGCUAGCGCCAAUGACCAUUCUACCAGAAACUUACCCUUCUCUUAGUUAUGCAAUUUUUUGUUUYCUGACUGUUGGUGAUCUGAGUCGUUGYGCAAGAUGUUGUCGGAGUUGGAAAAUGUUGGUUCAAGCAAAUAUUCUUUGGAGUAAAGUGGAUAUGACCCAAGUUAGACACAGUGCUACAAAUAAAGUGACAUCAAAACUGAUUCACAAGUGUAGACCAUUUCUUGGUCACCUAAACCUUAGAGGUUGUUACAACCUGACUCGCGACAGUCUGAAAGUCGUUGGACAAUGCAGAAACUUGCAGGAUCUUAAUUUAUCAGAUAUCCAAGGAGUUAAUGAUGAAGUAAUGAAAGAUAUAGCCAUUGGUUGUACUAGUCUGCUAUAUCUAAAUAUAUCAGGCUGUCAAAUAUCGGACUCUACCCUAAGAUACCUUGCAAGAUAUUGUACUAACAUGCAGUAUCUCAGCCUCGCCUACUGCAAUAAGUUCACCAACAAAGGUCUAAGUUACAUGGCAAGUGGAAAAGGAUGCAACAAAGUCAUCUACCUUGACACCUCAGGAUGUGUUCAGAUCACCGAAGAAGGCUACAAACACAUAUCCAUGGGUUGCUCUAGUCUCAACACUAUUAUCUUGAACGAUUUACCCAAUAUGAGGGAUGAAUGUAUCAAGGCAUUGACAUCAGAUUGUCGUUCAAUAAGGACCGUUUCCAUCCUAAACUCUCCUUUCCUUUCUGACAUGGCUUUUAAAUGUCUGGCAACAUGUAGGCGUCUCCAUAAGAUUCGUAUAGAAGGUAAUAAUCGUAUUACAGAUGCAUCCAUCAAAGUCCUUGCCAAAAGUUGCCCAUUACUGGACCAUGUGUACUUAGUUGAUUGUGCGAGACUUACAGAUUUGUCACUAAAGGCCUUGGCUUCCUGUAAACACUUACGUGUAGUGAAUAUUGCUGAUUGCGUUCGAAUACAAGAUACUGGUGUUCGGCAAAUCGUGGAAGGACCGUCCGGGGCAAAGCUACAAGAACUCAACCUAACGAAUUGUGUGCGUGUCAGCGAUGUUACUCUGCUACGAAUUGCACAAAGGUGCCACUCCCUAGUGUAUGCUAGUUUCUGCUACUGUGAACACGUGACCGACGCCGGGGUUGAGCUACUGGGUACUCUACCAGCCUUAGUYUCCUUAGAUCUSUCUGGAUGUAAUYUACAAGACGCAGGCGUAGCAGCACUYGGCAAUAAUCCUCAAUUUAGAGACAUUAUCUUGAGUGAAUGUAAUAAAAUAACAGACUUGGGWCUACAGAAAAUGUGUCAGCAGUGCCGCAUGUUGGAGAAUCUGGACAUAUCUCAUUGCACACGUCUCACUGACAAUGCUAUCAAGAAUCUUGCUUUCUGUUGCCGAUUGCUUCGAACUCUCAACAUUGCUGGUUGUACCUCGARUUGCUGUACAAAAGAUUCAAUUCAAAUGUGA
Messenger RNA from Exaiptasia diaphana, 2103 nucleotides. RefSeq names its product dynein regulatory complex subunit 6. The transcript has 22 exons. Lineage: Eukaryota; Metazoa; Cnidaria; Anthozoa; Actiniaria; Aiptasiidae. The coding region runs from base 91 to 2103 and encodes 670 amino acids. The record is from RefSeq and is a predicted model, not a curated record. Gene Ontology annotation, cellular component: SCF ubiquitin ligase complex. Gene Ontology annotation, molecular function: protein binding. Gene Ontology annotation, biological process: SCF-dependent proteasomal ubiquitin-dependent protein catabolic process.